AUGGCCCGAAUAGGCACACAAAGAGUAAAGACGGGUUGUACAACCUGCAAGAUCCGACGAAUCAAAUGCGACGAGGCGCGUCCAUCCUGCGCGAGAUGCAUCUCCACCGGCCGCAAAUGUGACGGUUACAUCUCCCCGCCGACGACGACGUACUCCUGGGCGCAACUCUUGAGAUCAUGCCCCGUGAACAACGCAACUUCGAUUCGGGCUUCACAGCCGACCAGAGCCAGCAUUGUCUACGCCGAGCGGACGAUGGACUUUUACCGCAAGGUUACGGCGCCGGCCUUUGCUGGGUCACUCAACUCAUACUUCUGGACUAAUGUCGUGAUCCAAAUGUCGGACCAAGAACCUGUGGCCAGCCAUGCUGUGCUGGCGCUCAGCUCCGUGUACGAGACAUUCAGCAACGGAUCAUGGGAAGCAAGCUCCUUUGCUGUGUGGCACUACAACGAGGCGAUCAAGCUCCUCCGCACAACGACAGACCGCGCGCUGAUUCUCUUCGUCUGUGUGCUUUUCAUCUGCAUAGAGCUGAUCCGUCGGAACCCAAAAGACGCCACUACUCACUGCCGGCACGGGAUCAACAUCCUGAAUGAGAUACAUAACGAGUCUGACUUUCUGCGGAACCACAUCACACCAGUCAUGCGGCAGCUUAGCAUCGCGCCAUACCGAUACGGUAUCAACCUGUUAGUAUCCCUAUUAUAG
Colletotrichum lupini is the source of this 699-nucleotide messenger RNA. Its product is annotated as C6 zinc finger protein. Lineage: Eukaryota; Fungi; Ascomycota; Sordariomycetes; Glomerellales; Glomerellaceae. The transcript has a single exon. Bases 1 to 699 code for a protein of 232 amino acids. Gene Ontology annotation, biological process: regulation of DNA-templated transcription. The record is from RefSeq and is a predicted model, not a curated record. Gene Ontology annotation, molecular function: zinc ion binding; DNA-binding transcription factor activity, RNA polymerase II-specific.